Molecule: messenger RNA, 11596 nt
Organism: Lycium barbarum (goji berry)
Lineage: Eukaryota; Viridiplantae; Streptophyta; Magnoliopsida; Solanales; Solanaceae
Exons: 2
Coding region: 10235-11338 (367 amino acids)
Biological process (GO): RNA splicing; generation of catalytic spliceosome for second transesterification step
Cellular component (GO): U4/U6 x U5 tri-snRNP complex; U5 snRNP; U2-type post-spliceosomal complex
Source: RefSeq, a predicted model, not a curated record
UCUUCAUAUUUUUUUCAAUUUUGAAGAUAUUUAGUCGUAUUCAUGCUAUGAAGUAUGCUAGACUAAUGUUAAAUAUCAUGAAAUAUAAGUUUUCAGCAAGCUUCUAGUUUAUUGUCAUUAUUCAUGAUUUGUAGCUUGUGUAUUAAAUUAUGCCUAUAGGAAAUCGCUUGUCUUGCUUGUUUGCCUAUUACUAGAAUCAGAUUUUUUAAAAAUAAAUUGGCAAGAGUAGAAGCUUAAUGUGUGCCUUUCGGACUGGAUGCAUUGUUUAAGAUUCAAGAAAGUUUAUCAUUUUUUAACUUUGGAAUGUUUUGACUUAUAUCAUUAGCUCAAUAUGUGCUUGAAAACUCUAUGUAUCAUUAGCUCAACAGCCUUUAUGAACCUCAUGAUUAAUCUUCAUCUCUAUGGAGUUAAUAAAUAGUUCAAAUGUGGUUGAAAACUUUUAGCAGCUCAAGUUUACAAUUUGUCCUCUUUUCAUGUUAUAAGAUGUUUUCUACAUUCAAAGGUCGUGUCCUUAAGGCAUCAAAUAAAAGUACCACCAUUGCGGUGUAGUGCAUCUGUUGAGGUUUUUUUUUUUCUCUCUCUCUCUCUAAAAAGUGAGAACUUUGAUAGCAGUCUGUGAAUUCCAUUCAUUUUCUGAUAAAAUAAAGUAGUGUAUGACAUCUUUAUUCUUUUCUCUUCUCCCCUUUCCUCAUUCAUUUUAUUUCACCCUCUGCUUUUAUGAUUGCUAAUUUAUCUGUGUUUUGGAUUUGUUUAUGGUUUGAAAUUAUGUGUGGAACUUAUGAUUCACGUAGGAUUAGAAUGGGUAGAUUUUUUUAUCAUUUAGGGUUACCACUCUUAAUAUUAAGUACUUAUUUUCACCAUCUAGAGUGCAUCACCUUUUUUCGUAAACACUUUUAAAAUCUGGAAUAAUCUUGUUAGGAUAGUUACUAACUCGGCCUUAUUCUAAAUUAUUGAAGCAGCUGUUUUUACUGUAUAAAUGAAGCUCGUCGUUUAAACUUGUGUACUCUCUUAGAUUUCAUUUAACUCUGUGCUAAAUCAUGGCUUUGAAACACAUGGAUUUAAAAUUCCAUUUUAUAAGAUUUUUUUCUUUUUAAGGAUAAGAACUUUGGAGAUUUUGGCCAUGUUUUAAGUCAACAUAUUUUCUUUCAUGAUCAUUUGAUUGGAUAAAACUUUUGAAUGGUUAAAUAUUUUCCUAGAACCCAUGAAUGCUCAAAUCAUUCUUGUAGCUAUUUUGCCAUCUAAAAACCCUCACGGACAUGAGGGAAUUUUCAUCUUUUGAUCUUCUUUGAAACUUGAGUUGACUAUUAUCAUUCACAUAUUAAUAUUUUAAACUUGUUAGUUACAAGUUAUUUUUUUUCUCAAAUAUUUAGUAUCCAAAGCUAUUUUCUUAAAUUUUAGACCUUAGAAUAAUUAACCUAAGUUUGGCCGGUUAAUCAUAGUUAACGGAUUUUAAAGGAUGUUUAAUCCCUUCCCUUUACGAUAACCAAGAACCCUUAUCUAGAAUCACAUUUAGUUAAGUAGGCUAUUAAUCUGAGUUAAUUUACGUUUACUUAGUUACAAAUAGGUGUCCUAAUUCACCCUGACGACUCCUUAAUUUAAAUAAUUAGGAAUCACCAAUAUGUUGUAUUCUACUUUGAUCCGGUUAAAAAGAGGUAUAACACUAUGUACCUACAAUUACUGUACCCUUAUGAGAAUUUUUUGAAAGAAGAGAACUGAUUGUCUUCACUCAUUUUGAGGAUGAGUCUCUUAGUUUGUGAUUUAAAAGAAACACAAGGUCCUCUCAGAAAGAGAAAGAAAAAUUGAGGUCAUCCGAAUCAAGACAGGGACCAAUUACUAGAGGAAAAGCAAAAGCUCAGAUGGAGAAUGCUUCAAAAAUUAAAAAAGAAAAUGUGUCCUAAGAAAAAGGGAUCAACCAGUGAAAAGGACUAAGGGAUUGGUGGGUGAGGUAGAAGAAUCACAAAUUGAAAAGACCUAAUGCAUGAGAAAUGUGGGAGUGGAGGAGGAAGAAGCAAAAGUGGCAGAAGCAGGGGCAGAGCCAGAACAUUUGAUAAGGGGGUUCAAGAAAAAGGAACUGGAUGAAAAAGGGUUAAAAAGUGUUGUUACAGAGAAUCGAACCCACAAUCAUGGGCUCAAUAAUAGGCACCUCAGCCGCUGGGUUGAGUUCUCCAAUAUGUUAAGGGGAUGCAACAUUAAUAUUUACACAUGAAUCAAAAAAUUGACCCCAUAUAUAUAGUGUAAUUUUUCGACGAAGGGGGUUCGAUUGACACCCCUUGCACCCCUAUAAUUUCGCCCCUAGGCAGAAGUCACACUCUCAAGAAAAAAUUCAAAGAAAAGGAAGUUAAAAGAGGUUGAGUCUGAAAAGGCGGUUGAGAAGGAAAUUGAAAUAAGAGAAAAAGAACCAGGUGCUGAGAGUCAAGCAUGAGGAAGAAACCCGGUUCCUCUUCUAAAAGGCAAAAGGUGGAACUAUCAGAAUCAGAAAGGAAGGAAAAUUUGAGAACUCAAGGUACUAAAAGGCAGAGUUUUUGACCUUGAGAUUACUGGGCGGCCUGACAUGAAAGAGUUGAUGGAGAUAGUUGAGUUUUAGGAAUGGACUCAUCUCUUCAAACCCCUAAUCCCAAAAGUGUUUGAGGAUGAAGUGGUAGAUUUCUUUAUUAACCUGCUCAUCUCAGAUGACACACUGCUAGUGUCUAUGAAUGGCUAUGAAUUUACACUUUAUGAACUGCCAUUUGAGAAUUUUACAAGUUCCUACUGAUGGGUUGAAAUCUGUUAAGGAUGUCUCUGCAUCACCUCGUUUUCUGGACAACAUUGCCAAACAAGAAGGAUCCAUAAAUGGAGAAAGAAUGUUCAAGAAACAGCUCAAACCUGUAUAUCAGUUGCUUUUUGAAUUGGUAAACAAAAUGAUCUUGCCCUGCUCAGAAAGAAGAUCUGUAGCUGCGAUCCCUGAUUUAUGCUUGAUUGAAGCCUUGGACAACCACACUGUUGUUGCCUAGAGCACAUGAGUACGGUUGCUACAAUCAGGGAUGGCAGGCAUGGGCUACCUUAUGGAUUUUUCCUUACUAAAAUCUUUGAGCACUUUAGGAUACAGGCAGUGCAAACUUGGGUACCAAAAUGCACUUGUUAACUGAGAGCACUCUCAUGGAUUGUGAAUGCAUACUAAAGAAAGGUGGAGUUGGAAUCAAUUCUGUGAUCUCAAGCUUGAUAAAGGCUCAGGAUAAGGCCAUUGAAAUUGCGAUUUUGAAAGGUGAGCUACAACAACGUUCACGGGGAACAGAGGGACCUGGUACCCUAAAUAAGAUAAAGGAUGAAAAUUCUAAGCUCAAGGCUGAAGUAGCUGGUCUACAAAACUUGACUCAACAGCUAGUUCAUGAUCAUCGAGCUGCCAAUAAGUACAUUGAUAAGCUUCUCUCUAAGCUCUAAACUGAGCCUUUUUCUUUUCUCUUCCUGCUUCUUAUAACCUCUUCCUAAAAUCCUCUGAUGCUCCUAAUCCAUUGACUCUCUAUGUUUUUGGGUUAUACUGAUAUUGGCAUUUUGGUCUAUUUUUUUGAAACUAUUUUGUGCUUGCUGGACAUACUAUGGUUUUGCUGCUAAUCAAAUUUGGCCAUUAUCUUUGUUUAUGCAAUAUUAUUUAGCCAUGUUUGUUUUAUUGAUUACUUAUGCUGUGUUGCCCUGUGGCCCUGAGUUAAUGUCACUUAACAUUACUGUGCAAAUGCUUUGUGUUUGCUCUUUUUAAUGAUGCCAAAAGAAGGGAAUAUGAUUAGGGAAGUCAGGGAGUUUGUUUAGUGCUGGUUGGAUAAAUGUGUUGAAUGUUUAGUGUUUGUUCGAUAAGUGUAUUGAAUGUUUAGUGCUUGUUGGAUAAGUGUGUUGAACAAUGAUUUUGACUCUCAGUAGGAACAAGUGAGGAAUUUGGUCCUCAGGGGGAAUACAAUUAUAUGUGUCAUCAUCAAAAAGGGGAAAAUUGAUGAGCUAUGAUACCUUGUAUUUUGAUGAAUUGACAAACCUCAUUUAUGUGGUAUUUUGUGUUAUGAUGUUUUGACAAUGACAAAUAAGUGGGACAUCUGGGCCUCAGGGGGAAUACCGCCAUGUAUUUGUCAUCUUCGAAAUGGGGGAAAUUGAUGAGUUAUGAUAACUUAUGUUUUGAUGAUUUGGCAAACCUCAUUUGAGUGGUACCACAUGUUAUAAUAAUUGAAAAUGACAAACCUAAUUGGAGGGACCAGAUGGGAUCAGGUGUCCUCACUCAUGAUACCUUGUGGUGUGAUUAACCUUAUUCGAGGAACCAGAUGCGGUCAGGUUCAUUCGAUAGGGAGAAUGAUGAGACAUGAUACCCUGUGUCGUGAUGAUCUGACGCAUCCCAUUCAAGGAAUCAGAUGUGAUAAGGUUAACUUGAUGACUUGGUUAAUCUUACAAUACAUCACGUACUGAUGGGAUGACAUUCUGAAGAAUUGGAUGCAAUCAGCCUCACCACACAAGCUGCAAGAUAUGUUUAUAAAGGGACCAAAUGAGGAGCUGGAUAGGGACCAAAUACGCUUUUAGAGGGAUUAUAUGGAAUCAGGUCCCCUAGCCGUUGCUCGAUCAACUCUACAGCGGUAAAGUUGCUGCCACUGUACGGACUGGAUAGUGCAGCAACACAACUGUAGCAUGCUAGUGGACAAUGCAAUGUCCCUUUCAUCUCAACACUUUUCUCUCAUAUAUAAGCAACAUGAUGCAAGAGAAAUCCCAACACUUUGCAAAAUCAGAAAGUUUUAUACAUCUCAAAGUGCAAGCAGCCGCUUCUUAAGGUGCUCUCAAGAACAAAGCUCCAACAAACAGAAGGACCAAUUCCCAACCACUGAAGAUAUCUUUAGUCCUUAGGUUUGUAGAGUCUUUGUCUUUUGUUCUUAACUUGUAUUCCUACACGACUUUAAAGAAGUGUAAUAGUAGGACAGAGUUACAACCAUUCUGAGUUUGUUCACUUGGCUAAAAUUAGUCAAGGUUUGUUUGGGUUCUUGGCUAGAGUUAGUCAAGUUUUGUUCUUUGCAAUAGAAUUAUUGUAAAGGUCUUACGAUAGAGUUGUUGUAAGGGGUGAGGGAUUAAGAGUUUAAUUUCUAGGUUGCAAUAAGUUGUAAUAAGAAGUUGCUCAGUUAGUGAAGUUGGGAAAUCCUACUCCGGUAGGUCGUGGUUUUUAAUCCCUUGAGUAAAGAGUUUUUCACUUAAAUAUCUUGUGUUAUUUACCUUUUGUCUUUACUUAAGGGAACAGAUAGAGAACCAGGUUCUCUACACUGUUUGGUGGACUCAUAUAUUCUAUCACAUUCGUUUGCCCUUUAGUCAUAUCACUAUCAUCAACUUCAAAUAAUCCAGCUUUCAACCAAAAUAUUCAACCAAACAAGCCUUGCCUUUUCAUCUUCUCCAAAUAAAAUCACCGCAUGUUUCAGAAACCGAAGGCGGUGAAUUAAUAACUUCUUCUCGCUGAAGGGAGGCCAAUGAAGAAGAUCCCGGUUUAAUCACUGGUUGAUUUUUGUGUUAGUAAGCUCAAAGGUUUGUAAUUUUUGUGUUAGAAAGCAUAGUUAAGAGACUUUGGUGAAACAAAAUGAUAGUUAUGUGAUUUUUGUGUUAGAAAACAUAAUUAAGUGAAUUUGGUGAAAAAAAGUGAUAGUUAUAUGACCAUCUAUUAAAUUUUCCCAAAUAUUAGCCUCAAUUGAUCCAUAAAAAACCUUUUCAAAAUAUGAGAAAUUUGCACAAAUAGGAUGAUUUUGGCCACUGUUUAUAUUGUAUCCCCGUUUAAUGAAGUUUUACAAAAAUAAUUUUGGCGCUACGCAACCCAAAAAUAUAAAACAAUUACGCUUGUUCAAUGGUUCACAAGCUUUGUUGCUUAGUACUAUCUUUGUUCAACUUAAUCUUGUUAAAUUAUCCGCACGAUUUGUCCGCUGAACAAACCAUUUGUUCACAAGUUUUGCCAGGCGGCACAACUUAAUACUAUCUUCAUUUGACACAUCUUGUUAACAAGGUCAAAGCGGUUAGAUGAAGAUUUUGCAGGAGGUGUAGUGGUGCUUUAGACAACAAUUGCGUGUACUUAGGAACACGAUUCUUUUUUCCAAAUAAAUAAUUAUGGAUGUGUCUUCUAAUCCAGGUAGGAUUUGAUUUGCUAGCCUCUGGAUGAUUCAUAUAUAAUUGGCUUUAAAAUCCAAAAUAUACGUUUAUUAAUUUUUUUAUAUGUUUCGGGUGAAUAUAAUAUUAUUUUGACUCGCUGAAUUAACUUAAAUUUUCAAGGGCAUUGAAAGGCCGUUAACAUCUCGGGGAUCUUUUUAUCGUUUAAUAAUUUACUUUUUAAUAUCCACGUAAACAACUUUUAGGACACGCGCAAAGCACGUGUACCCAUGUCGAUGAGUAUUAAAAUUUGAGAAAUUAUCUAAAUAUUGAAUUCACUGACAGCUACAUAAAUUAUUAGAAUUUAUUUUUCAAUUGGCAGUGUAUAGUAUUAAACGUGUCUGAGUUAUAAAAAAGUAAAUUUGCAAAAUAAAAUAAAAUGUAGGUUCCUGAAAAUGAUAAUGUUUAUCAUAUUUGGCUCAAUAAAUGAAGAAAGAUAACUUAUUAUAGUUUUUAUCUUUCCUUUAAUUAUCAAAAUUAUCUGACUGGGUACACUCGCUCACUCUCUAUCUCUCAUUUAUAUCUUUGAUUAUUUAUUCUGAUUGUCGGUUUUUUUUUUUUUUUUUUAAACAGACACUUCCAUCAUUGAGGUGUAGGGGGUGGGGUGGGGGUGUGUUUAGGCACGAAUCCCUACCUGUCUAUAGUAAAAAAAGAGUAAUACAAGGGGGAGGAUAUUCCCUUUAACCUUCAGCACAACAUGAAGGAUGAUAAAAUUCAAUCUAGGCAUAAUACAUAAAACUUGACUUGAGCCGGUAAAUAUGCUCUUCAACUUUGAGUGUGCACAAGUAGGAACCGUGAUUAGCAAGGAAAUCAGUCAGCAUGUUUCUUUCUCUGAACUUGUGUACACGAGUAAAAAUACCAGUACUGGUCACGUUACAUAUUUGAUCCACAAGAGGGUCCAAGUCCCAAGUUGUUUUCAGUUUGUUAUUAAUCAUGUUAAUCAACAUAAGUGAAUCAAGAUUCCACUUCAACCUUUUUCACCCUUCUAUUAACACACAAAAUCAUACCAUAGAAAAUUAUCUUUGCCUCAGCCAUGUUAUUACUGCAAUGGCCAUAGUAAUCUGAGAAUGCAGUGACCAGAUCCCCAUUGUGAUCUCCGAGAAUAUACCACCACCUCCUGAUUAUUGAGUUCUGCUUUCACAUAAAAAAAAAAAAGUCGAUGAAGAGGAUUUAUUUGAGUAGGAAAUUAAAAGAGUUCAUAAAGAAUAGUAUUGCAUGAAUUGUAGUCACGUCAUUAUUCAUAUACUGAAAUAAUAUAUAGAAAGUAAAAUUAUUAGUUCUUAUAAAAUCCUAGAUAUUACAUUAAUUUCCAACAUAGUUCAAAUAAGAAAGGAAAUAAUGAUAAUAAAAAAUUUAGUUCAUUUUUUAUUUAUUUUUGGAUAUGAAAAACAAAAAUUUCCAAACCACCUUGUUUAAACUCUUGAUUUUAAGUUGAAAAUAUUAGGAUUACUAAAUAGUUAAAUAAAGAGAUUUAAUAAGUAGUAUUUUUUCAAUUUCAAAGUCCUACAUAUUAGAAAAAUAAUUAAAAGAGUAUUUUUAUAUGGUGUGAAAUUUAAUUUUAAGGGUUAAAAGGUCAACCAAAAUUGUGCUUUGAUAAUAGCACACAUGUAUUUUUUGUGAAUUGAAAAGCAUAUUUUUUAAAAAUAUCUUAUGAAAAUUAUUAUUGUUUAUGCGACCUAAUACUGUAAUUCAAAUUAUCAAAUAAUUUUAAAUAUACUUUUAUCACGAUUUUCAAAUAUUUAUGACAUUACACAAAUUAAUAAAUUAAUCCUUAUGAUCUUUUAGAGAUAAUACAAAUUAAAAAAUUAUUCUUCUAUGUCUAAGACAAUGAUAAUUCAAAGUAUACGAGGACUAUAAUUGUUGAGUCAUUAUUUUAUAGAAAUUAACUUAGUAUAUAAUGAAAACAGAGAGUCAAUAUAUUUGUGGUAUCCUAGAUAAACAGAGUAAUACCUUUGUUCUAACAUGAUAAAAGGUGAUAUAAAGUAUGAGUUAUCACCCACCUUAUUCCACAUAUAUAACUUCUUCUUAGGGCAAUCAUAAAAUAAAAAAAAGCAACGAUUAUAAUUAUGAUGAGGUAAAAUAAGAAACUAUUUAUUAAGGUAAAAUUUUAAAAUCCCAGAUAUUAAGAUUUCUAUCACGACUUUAUCCAAUGUCAAAUCUCUUUUCAAAACAAAAUGAUCAGUCAACAUUUUUCCCUGGAUAUAAAAUACCAAUUCCUUCUCAAAUAAUAGAUAAUAGCCCUAAUUAUUUUGGAUAUAUUUCCGGUUGAAAAGGAGUAUUUUAAAGUGUUUCUUUUUACUCCCUCCAUCUCAAAUUAUUUGUCGCUUUUUUAUUUUACACGUCCCUUAAGAAAUAUUAAUUAGUAGUGGUAUUUCACUAACUUUAUCCUUAUUUAUGUCUAUGUUAUAAUCUCUCUCCAUUAAAUGUGUACUCUAUUUAUGUGUCAUCUCCAUUAAUGAUAAAUGAUAAAUGAGGAAAAUUAAUAAAUUGUGUCUUGAAUCUCUAAAUUGACAAAUUAUUUGAAACUACUAUUUUUAGUAACCAUGAUAAAUAAUUUGAGACGGACAAAGUAAAUGAAAUUAAAGUUUUUAAUUGCUCUUGCAAUUUUUAAGAAUAAUAUUCGUGUUUGUUUGGAUGUUUUUACGGCGGAAAGGGAGUAUUAAAGUGCUUCUUUUUAAAUGAAAUUAAACUAUUUAGUAUUCUUGCAAUUUUUAGGUAUAAUAAUGUUUACAUGGGCACGUUUGACGUGCUGUUUAAUAAAUUUACGCGAAUUAAAUAAACUAAACAUUGACAAAUUACAAAACAGCUAGCAGGGAUAGUGACAAUUAUCAAAUUUGUCCAAUGUUGCAAUUUUGUCUAAUGUAAUUUAUUUGGGAAGAUUUUACGUUUCCAUUAGAAAGGUAAUUAACCAUAUAUAAUAUCUCCAUAUAUUAUGUUGGCAAUAUCAAAUCCUAUUCUCGUUUGGUUGGCUUUAAAUCCUAUUUCUACAUGGCUUUGUGUGAACUCAAAUCUUAUUCUCGCUUGGUUUGCAUCAAAUCCUAUUUCUACAUGAUUUCUGUGAAUUCAAAUCCUAUUCUCGCUUGGUUUGCGUCAAAUCCUAUUCUCACUUAGUUUGCAUCAAAUCCUAUUUCUACAUGGCUUUCUGUGAACUCAAAUCCUAUUCUCGCUUAGUUUGCGACAAAUCUUAUUUCUACAUGGCUUUCUGUGAACUCAAAUCCUGUUCUGGCUUGGUUUGCGUCAAAUCCUAUUUCUACAUGGCUUUCUGUAAACUCAAAUCCUAUUCUCGCUUGGUUUGCGUCAAAUCCUAUUCUCACUUAGUUUGCGUCAAAUCCUAUUUCUACAUGGCUUUCUGUGAACUCAAAUCCUAUUCUCGCUUAGUUUGCGACAAAUCUUAUUUCUACAUGGCUUUCUGUGAACUCAAAUCCUGUUCUGGCUUGGUUUGCGUCAAAUCCUAUUUCUACAUGGCUUUCUGUAAACUCAAAUCCUAUUCUCGCUUGGUUUGUGUUAAAUCCUAUUCUCGCUUGGUUUGCGUCAAAUCCUAUUCUCGCUUGGUUUGCGUCAUAUCCUAUUUCUACAUGGAUUUCUGUGAACUCAAAUCCUAUUCUCACUUGGUUUGCGUCAAAUCCUAUUUCUACAUGGCUUCCUGUCAUGAACUCAAAUCCUAUUCUCGCUUGGUUUGCGUCAAAUCCUAUUUCUACAUGGCUUUUUAUGAACUCAAAUCCUAUUCGCGCUUGGUUUGCAUCAAAUCCUAUUUCUACAUGGAUUUCUGUGAACUCAGAUCCUAUUCUCGCUUAGUUUGCGUCAAAUCCUAUUUCUACAUGGCUUUCUGUGAACUCAAAUCCUAUUCGCGCGUGGUUUGCGUCAAAUCCUAUUUCUUCAUGGAUUUCUGUGAACUCAAAUCCUAUUCUCGCUUAGUUUGCGUCAAACCCUAUUUCUACAUGGCUUUCUAUGAACUCAAAUCCUAUUCUCACUUGAUUUGCGUCAAAUCCUAUUUCUACAUGGAUUUGGUUUUGCUUCUUCUUUAAAUAAAUAAAGAUAGACGCAAAGCAAAUUCACAAAUCAAAACCAAGGAAUAAGAAAAUAUAAAUUUGAGUGAUUAGAAGAAGCGGGUGACAUGGAUACAGUGAAACAGGUAACGGAAAAUCUACGCCAAAGCCUAGCUCAAGCCAAUCGGGGUGGUCUGAAAUUCUUCAAUCGAAUGGAGAUGCAACAGAGAAGUUUACAAAAACGUCGCGAAGAGGAAAAACGUGAAGCUGAACGUAAAAAGCAAUCAGAACAACAACAGAAGAAGCACUUUACCAACUUGUCAAAGUUAUCCAACAUCCAAUACCUGAUCAAACCAGAAUCUUCUUUAUUGAGCUCCCUUCCGCAAGAAGAAGUUAUUCGCCGUCUUAGGUUUCUGAAACAUCCGGUGACUUUAUUCGGAGAAGAUGAAGAGGCAAGGCUUGUUAGGUUGAAUUUUGUGUUGAAAGCUGGAUUGUUUGAAGUUGAUGAUAGUACUGAAGGGCAAACAAAUGACUUUUUGAGAGAUAUUUUGGAGUUGAAGAAGUCAGGGAUGUUGAAGCGGAAGGCGACAGAGGAUAAAGAACGCGACGAAGGAGAUUUGAAGAGAAUGAAAAUGAAUUUCGAGGAUUUGUGUGAUGAGGACAAGAUUUUAGUGUUCUACAAGAAGUUGUUGAAUGAGUGGAAUCAAGAACUUGAUCAUGAGGCUGAUAACCGGAAGGAAGAUCAGGGGGAAUCUAUUUCGAUGGUGGCUACUUAUAUGCAGCGUGCUAGGGACUUGAAUCCAUUAUUUGAUUUAUGCAGGAAAAGGUUACUUGGUGAUGACAUUAGGAAAGCACUAGUUGUGAUGGUUGAAUGCUGUAUGAAUAGGGAAUAUAGUGCUGCAAUGGAUCAAUACGUUAAUAAGAUAGCAAUUGGUAAUGCACCUUGGCCUAUUGGGGUUACUAUGGUUGGUAUUCAUGAACGAUCAGCUCGUGAGAAGAUUCACACAAAUAGUGUUGCUCAUAUCAUGAAUGACGAGACAACUAGGAAGCUUCUGCAUUCCGUUAGAAGGCUGGUCACAUUCUGCCAACGACGCUAUCCAACUAUGCCAUCCAAAUGUGUGGAGUUCAAUAGCCUUGCAAAUGGCAGUGACUUGCACUCUCUGCGUUCUCAAAUCUCAGAGGAAAGGCUUCCAAUAAUGCCUAUGCCUUCACAAGGGACAUCUACAGUUUAAUUUGCAUUUGAACUCCUUUUUUCUGUAUGUUGAUUCUCCAUGAGGCAUUGGAAAGUGGUUUACUUUUCACCUUUAUGUUUUUAAUGGAGUAUUUGUUUAGGAUUUUCAUAAUAUAAGGGUAUUAAGUGCUUAAUUUUAAAAUACAAGGGCCAGAUUGACAAAAUAUUCUUCUUAUUUUUUGCAAUAUUUUUUGUAGUUUUCAUACAAGUGGAUUGUCUUUCUGAUCUAUCGAAAGAGUUGGGAUUUUUGGAUUCAUGA